UUUGCACUUAACGGCUUUUGCAGAGACAUUAUCUUGAACAACCCGCGGAGGAGGAACGCCCUGUCCCUGGCCAUGCUGCGCUCCCUCCGGGAGGACCUGCUGCACGACGUCAAAAGCAAAGACCUCCGAGUUAUCGUCAUCUCGGCUGAAGGACCUGUAUUUUGUUCCGGCCAUGAUUUAAAGGAACUAUCAAGUGAAGAUGACGUGAAGCAUCAUUCCCAAGUGUUCGAAAUAUGUGCAGAGGUUAUGACUUUAAUCCAGAAGCUUCCGGUACCAGUGAUUGCCAAAGUAAAUGGCUUGGCUACGGCAGCAGGUUGUCAGCUUGUGGCAAGCUGUGACAUCGCAGUGGCAAGUGAGAAAUCUCAGUUUGCUACUCCUGGAGUAAACAUUGGACUGUUCUGCUCCACACCAGCUGUGGCCCUGGGGAGAUCUCUUCCAAGAAAGGUGGCCUUAGAGAUGCUUUUCACGGGCGAACCUCUUUCUGCCCAAGAAGCAUUAAUGCACGGGCUCGUCAGCAAGGUGGUGCCAGAAGACAAGCUGGAAGAAGAGACCAUGAAAAUCUCUCAGAAGAUAUGCGAAAGCAGCAAAUCUAUCCUUGCCUUGGGGAAAGCCACCUUUUACAGACAGAUAACACAGGACCUUGAUACUGCUUAUAGAAUGACUACUCAGGUCAUGGUAGACAAUUUGACUUUGAGAGAUGGGCAGGAAGGUAUUGAAGCAUUUAUUCAGAAACGUAAGCCUGUCUGGUCACACUCUGCAAAUGAGAAGAAAUGAAUCUUGUUUCUAAGCUAACCUUAGCUGUGCUUUAUGAUUCCUCACGCAGUUGCCUUUGGGAGCUAUAUUCUUCUUCUUACUGAAAGUUAAAUUUCUCUUCUUCACCAUGCCAAAGACGCAAUAAAUUUAUUCUAAGUAUAUAAUAAAUGUUAAGAAAAAUCAAACCAAAGGGGUUUUUUC
Molecule: messenger RNA, 954 nt
Organism: Apaloderma vittatum (bar-tailed trogon)
Lineage: Eukaryota; Metazoa; Chordata; Aves; Trogoniformes; Trogonidae
Gene: ECHDC3
Product: enoyl CoA hydratase domain containing 3
Exons: 4
Cellular component (GO): mitochondrion
Molecular function (GO): hydro-lyase activity
Source: RefSeq, a predicted model, not a curated record